CCGUCAGCUGUCAGAAAGAGAGUGUUGCUUCCGUAUCAAAACAACAUAACAACAUUCCGCGUAACAGCUGAAUUUUUUUCCGCUCAGUUCAGUGAAAGUUUCAAACUAAAUUGGAUUUAGAGGUUCACUGACGUCGUGUUAUUCAGAAGAGAAAAGCUUUCAAAAUUGAGAACAACAAGAGCAAACCGGGCGCAGGAAAAUCUUCCAAGCAGAACAAAAACCUAAACCAGGUUAGCGCCAUGAAGCCCACCGUCGUAGCGGAUGAAAUGUUCCCGGAGGGACCGGGUCCAUUCAUGGAUCUGGAAGAGGCUGGUGGAUCCACUGGAUUGCUGAUGGAUUUGGCUGCAAAUGAGAAGGAUGUUCAUGCAGACUUUUUUAAUGAUUUCGAAGAUCUUUUCGAUGAGGAUGAAGAUAAUCUAGUGUAGAAAGAAUAAUGUGAAAGAAAAUUGAUUUUCAAUAAAAGAUAAUUUCAUCCUAUGCAGUA
Toxorhynchites rutilus septentrionalis is the source of this 484-nucleotide messenger RNA. Its product is annotated as COP9 signalosome complex subunit 9. The transcript is spliced from 3 exons. The coding region runs from base 240 to 425 and encodes 61 amino acids. The record is from RefSeq and is a predicted model, not a curated record. NCBI's taxonomy places the organism in Eukaryota, Metazoa, Arthropoda, Insecta, Diptera, Culicidae. Gene Ontology annotation, biological process: negative regulation of protein neddylation.